Molecule: messenger RNA, 1986 nt
Organism: Colletotrichum lupini
Lineage: Eukaryota; Fungi; Ascomycota; Sordariomycetes; Glomerellales; Glomerellaceae
Exons: 7
Coding region: 1-1986 (661 amino acids)
Source: RefSeq, a predicted model, not a curated record
AUGCCAAGAAAGGCCAAAGAUGUAGCAGGAGCUCUCGGAGUCCUCUCCUUUCGUAGCACCGACGUAACCUGCCGGCCGGCCUUUCCCCCCCUCCGCUCCGAGACGCUCUCUCUCACUCGGCGAGGACUUCUCAGCGACCCCAAUGACUUUGGCGAGCAAGGGUGGGCAGCGUAUGCUGUCGCACUUGCGCCCCUCUCCGACCCGGUGGGUUGGAACGCGUGGCUGCCGCCUCGGCCGCAGUUCUUGGGGGCCGCUGUCAGCACCGGCAAGGACGGCACCGGCAUUGGCACCACCACCUUCAUCGGCCGUCAACAUCAAGACAGCCGCCGCCUGCUUCUCCACACACCCGCCAGCAAGAUCCGCUUCAUCUUCUUCCUCCAUGCAAUGUUGGCGGGAUGGAUCCGAAGACCCGAUCCUGCAAGCCAAGAUGCUGCAAAUCAGAUCUCGACUGGUUUCCACAGCGAAUCAGGCUGCGAAACGGUUGCUGUCACAUCUUGCUUCUCAAAGUCAGAACCUACCACUCCUAGAGCCCAAGAUGGCGGCGAUAGUCUUCCCAAGAAGAUGCUCGAGUCCGCCGCGACGUCGUUCGCCUCCAUUCUCGUCCUUGCUGUCGGCUUCGCAGUGGCAGGCUAUGCUUACCACAAGACGUACAAGCGCAUUGUCCUGAAGAAGAUGACCCGCGCCUUCACGCCUGGUGACCCCGUUCUUGAGCUGGCCGCUAUUGGGAAGGAAGUGCCGCAAACCUCCGCCGAGGCCGAUGAUCGGUGGGUGCAGCGGCCAGAGCAGGCACGCGUCGAUAGAAUUAUCGACGGGUCAGAGGCUGGGCACUACUUUUUGCUCAUGGGCGAGAAAGGGACCGGCAAGAGCAGCAUGCUGAUCGAGGCCAUGCGUAAAAUCGACGGCGAAGGCGUGGCCAUGUUUGAGGCCCACGCAGACUUGGAAAUUGUGCGCAUACGCCUCGGCAAGGCCCUCGACUUUGAGUUCCAUGAGGAUUACAUUGGCGGUUACUUCAGCGAACGCGGUCCUCGCGACACGACGGCUCUGUUGGAUAUCGAACGUGCCCUCAACAAGCUUGAAAAAGUUGCUCUGGUCAACCGUGAAACGCGAAAGAAGCCCCUGGUUGUCAUCAUCAACCAGAUGCACCUGAUCCGCGACGAUGACGAUGGCAAGGACUUGAUCGAACUUCUUCAACAACGUGCCGAACAGUGGGCGGCGUCCAACCUCGUGACAAUGGUCUUCAACACGGAUGACUACUGGGUAUACGAGCGGUUCAAGCAGCUAGCUACGCGUAUGGAGAUUAUGUCGGUGCGCGACCUGCCCAAACGCCAAGCCAUCGCAGCUCUCGCAAAGUACCGCAUGAAAUACUUCAACGAGAAAUUGAGCCCAACGAGACUUGAGGAGGUGUAUGAUCUCGUGGGCGGCCGACUCUCGUUCUUGAAUCGCGUUGCUAAAAGCAGAGAUAUGAUUGCUACGUGCAAAUCCAUCUGUGAGGUCGAGAAAACAUGGUUCCUCAACCAGUGCUGGAUUCUCGGCGCCGAGAUGGACGACGAUGUGAUGGACCAGCAGAAGUGGGCUGCCGGUGCUAUGGUUCUCGCUCAAGCCCUCGUAGAUGAGGAAGAAGACAUGGAGCUGUACGACGACGAAAAGGGUCACGUACUGCCCAGGUUUCCGAUGCACAAGGCGCAGCAAAUCAUGACGCGUGCCGACUUCAUACGUGACAUGGACCGGCUCAACCUGUUUAGUAUCGCCGCCAAUGCUGAGGUCCGCGCCUCAUCUGUACCGAUGCACCGCGCGUUCCAAGAGAUCUGCGCCGAGAAGGGCUUCCGGGAUCAUCUGGAGGCUACGAUCCAGCGUAUCGGUGACAUCGAGUCCCUUGGCCGCACGCGCGAGCUUGUCGCCAAGGACCUUGUCCUCGGUGGCAAGUACCAGAUUGCUCGUGACGGCAAGAACGGUGUUACCGUCAAGCUUAUUGAGGGUGAAGAUUGA